AUGAAGACGGCAGCCACUAUUGCAACAUGGGGUCUAGGCCUACCUAUUGCCGUCCAGGCGAGAAAGCUCUGGACAGCGACACCAGCAAACGUCGAUAAUGUCUUGAUGACAGCUUACACGAUCGGCAACGGCAAACAAGCUGGUUUGCCCUUGGGCGUCCCUGGAGAUGAUAUCGUCUUUUUGAACCACGACAGUCUAUGGCGAGGAGGUCCUUUUGCCAACUCCAGCUAUGCUGGCGGCAAUCCGACAGAAUCCCUGGCACACUUCGUUCCUGGUAUCCAAAAAGCCAUCUUCAAGGACGACGAAAGCGCCCUGUAUGGCAGCACUGCCGACUAUGGCUCGUACGAGAUGCUCGCAAACCUCACCGUCGCCAUUGAAGGUGUAGACAAAUCCCACGUCAGCAAAUACAAACGCUCGCUUGAUCUCGAGACCGCAGUGCACACAGUGACUUACACCGCCAACGGGGCAGACUAUUCUACAACGCAGUUCUGUUCAUACCCCGACCACGUCUGUGUGUACCGCAUCGCCUCCAACAAACCUCUCCCAGAUGUGACAGUCGGCAUCAUCGACGACUACCGCACGUCACCCGCCUCUCAAUCCACUUGCUCGAGCGAUGGCGUCCACCUCAGUGGCCGCACCGCGGCAAACCAGGGAAUGGGCGAGAUUGGCAUGAAAUUUGACGCUCAGGUGCAGGCAAUAGGCUCCGGUGUACGCGGAUCUUGCACAAAGGAUGGCAAGAUGGUCGUCCGGGGGGGCCACACAAAGUCGGUGAUAUUUGUUCUUGCGACGGGCACAGAGUACGACCCGAAACGGGGCAACGCAGAGAACAAGUACUCGUUCCGCGGCGAGCAGCCUUACCCAGAGGUCAUCGACACAAUCAAGAAGGCAUCCAAACGGACCUACGACAGCCUGCUCAAGGACCACAUCAGGGAUCAUCAAGAGUGGUACAACUUAUUCGCUCUCGACCUACCGGACCCGAACAAGUCCGCCGAUGUUGAUACGGCGAAGCUGCUUACCGAGUAUACCACCGACAAAGGCGACCCUUUUGUCGAAAACUUGAUCGUUGAUUACGGAAAAUAUAUGUACAUUGCGUCGUCGCGCCCUGGAAGCCUGCCGCCGAACCUACAGGGCAAAUGGGCUCCUUCAGUCAACCCAGCUUGGAGUUCAGACUACCACAUCGACGUAAACGUCCAGAUGAACAACUGGCAUGCGGAGCAAAUGGGUCUUGGAGACCUUAUGAGCCCGCUGUGGGACUUUAUGACUGAUACCUGGGUGCCUCGAGGCACGGAAAGCGCCAAGCUGUGGUACAAUGCCAGUGGUUGGGUUGCCUUUACCAACCUAAACAUCUUUGGCCACACAGCCCAGGGCAACGACGCUACUUGGUCCGACCUCCACCAUGACCCAGCCUGGAUGAUGGCCACUGUUUGGGAUAGAUACGACUACAGCCGCGACAAGGCGUGGUACAAGUCGGUGGGCUACCCUCUUAUGAAAGGCGUUGCCGAGUUUUGGCUCGAUGUGCUGGUCCAGGAUCAGUACUUCAAGGACGGCACGCUGGUUGCCAACCCUUGUAACUCGCCAGAGCAAGGCCCGACGACAUUCGGCUGUGCUCAGUUUCAACAAGUCAUUUGGGAGCUCUUCGACCACAUCAUCAGAGACUGGAAUGCGUCAGGAGACGCCGACACCAAGUUUCUAGCCCGAGUCAAGGCUGCAUUUGCAGACCUUGAUCAGGGAGUUCGAGUUGGUAACUGGGGCCAGAUUCAAGAGUGGAAGCUCGACAUUGACGAAAAGAACAACACACAUCGGCAUCUCUCCCACCUCAACGGCUGGUUCCCCGGCUAUGUCAUCUCCGGCGUGCACGGCAAGAACAAGACCAUCGUCGAUGCCGUUGCCACCUCGCUGUAUUCGCGCGGCAAUGGCACGGCUGACUCCAACACGGGAUGGGAGAAGACACUGCGCGCCGCGUGCUGGGGCCGCCUGGGUGUCGUGGACGAGGCAUACAAGGAGUUCAAGUACACCAUCGACGCAAACUUUGCUCCCAAUGCCUUGUCCGUCUACACCACGGACGGUAGCGAUGGCAAGCCUGUCGAGCUGGCGUUGCCCUUUCAAAUCGACGCCAACUUUGGGCAGUCGGCUGCAGCUCUCGCCAUGCUCGCCACCGACCUGCCGCAGGCGUGGGGAGACGACAGCGUCCAGACUGUCCUUCUGGGUCCGGCGAUCCCCCAGGAAUGGGCUGGCGGCAGCGUCAAGGGGCUGCGGCUCAGGGGCGGCGGCUGCGUUGACUUUUCAUGGGCCAACGAUGGCACCGUCAACAAGGUUGCAGUUCGCGCGAGGAAGCUGCCACUGAGACUGGUGAACAAGAGCGGGAAGACUCUGGCGAAGAUAUAA
Messenger RNA from Purpureocillium lilacinum, 2385 nucleotides. The record is from RefSeq and is a predicted model, not a curated record. NCBI's taxonomy places the organism in Eukaryota, Fungi, Ascomycota, Sordariomycetes, Hypocreales, Ophiocordycipitaceae.